AUGAAAGUAGCACCACUGAUUGAAUACAAAGUUGACUGGCCUAUUACCUGUCUGAACUAUAGCCCACAACUGUUUGCCAAUAAUUCAACUGUCAAAAUGUGCAACUUUUUUGGGUUAGACUUUGAACAUUUUGAGAUAGCACAACCAACAGCACAUGAUACAACAUGCUAUGGAGGAUUGUGUGAUCGAAGAGAGGCAGCACAGUGCCAUAUAGACAGCUUUAAAGUUCUCAGUGGUUUUGGGGGUAUUUCCAGUCUUGGAUUUACCAGUCUCUGUGGCUUUAAUUCAGGACAGCACAUUUAUGUACCAGUGAAUGCCUCUCAAGGAGUGAACUCAGUUACCUUGAGUUUCCAUCUAGCAGACCGCAAUCUGCACAAUUCCCUCAUUCAUCCUGCCUGGAGGAUUCGUGUUACACAACUUGAGUGUGUCCCACAACAAUAUGUCUUAUCAGGACAGAAACGAGUAGCCCCUUUAUAUGCAGAUUUCAACAGUCUAGCACCACCUGGCUGUCUACAGUAUUACACUGAACGUUCUGGAAACUAUCAGACCUUUAACUUCAAUAGUGAAGAAGAAAUCAAACAACAAUACACUGCUGAUAUGAACUACGCAAUAUGCUUCCAUAGACCUUCAGAUGCUUGUGGAAUAAUGCAUAUAGCUGAGAAAUUUGAAGUUGGUUCAUACCACAGACAAGGUGGCAGUGAAACAGAUCAUCAUUGUGAUUCUUACAGUGUUUCUGAUUACCUUUUCAUUCCUAAUGGCAAGACCAGUGACAGAAGACAAGCUGACAAGUAUUGUGGAACAUCAUUGAAUCCCAAUAUUUCUGUUACAGCAAUAUCCCCAGGGCCACUGUAUGUGAUCUUCAGAAGUGACAGUGUCACACUCAAUGAUUAUAUCAGCAGUGAGAGAGGCUUUAAGAUGAAGUAUCAAAUAAUGAACAACUGCCAGUGAAAUGAGGUGUUCAGAGCACAAGUGGCGUAACUCCACUUACAAUAGUUUUGAGUAAGAGGAGCAUUCAUUAAGAAGUGUAUAAACAAUUAUUAAUGUUAAUAAUUUAUAUGUAUUGAUGAAUACCAUAUAAUAUCACUAAAGUCUCUCUAAAUAUAUUAACAAAACUGAAUAUCAUACAGGAAGUGCAUAGAAAAUGACUUGUUAAACAAAAAU
This is a messenger RNA of Schistocerca serialis cubense, 1161 nucleotides long. RefSeq lists its product as uncharacterized. The transcript is spliced from 7 exons. The coding region runs from base 1 to 948 and encodes 315 amino acids. Lineage: Eukaryota; Metazoa; Arthropoda; Insecta; Orthoptera; Acrididae. The record is from RefSeq and is a predicted model, not a curated record.